GGGCUCGCACUUCGCAGUUAUUUGGGAAGAACGAGGAGGAAGAAGGAGACGGAGCCCCGGGGAGGAGGAGGGAAAAAAAGUGAUGGCGGCUCGGUGAAAGGGAGCGCAAGGACCACUCAUUGGUACCGAAGACUCCCCCCGGCUCGCAGUUUGGACUGUUCCCAGGCGGAGGCUCUUGUACGGGACGGAUCCAACGAGCGCACCUUGGCGGGGGGGAGGACGGAGGAGAGUUCAGCAGAUGGUUGUCUUGUAGCAAUGAAAUUAGACAGCUGAGCGUGGAGGGAAUGAUUCAUUGCUUGGGAUUUCCCAUGAAUCCUGCACAGCCCUAAUUCCUAUGAUCCCUGUGGUCCAUGUGUAAAGGGGAGUGACAUUUGUAAAUUUUCUGAGACGGGCCUUUUUUGUGAUCCGAAAAUGAUGAAAACAGAGGGGAAAGGGGAGAGGAACCUAAGAAGUGCUUCUCCACACAGAAAUUCCUACAAGUCCGAUUUCCAUGCUAUCAAAUGUUCUUUCGAUGGGAUGAAACCAGAGAUCUCCCCGAAGCCUGCUUCUUUAAAGUCGAACGCUAAUGGAGCACCAGGUGACCUCACCCGAGGCCGUGCCUCGUAUGGAAACCGCGUUCACAAAAUCAAGAACAUGUUUAUGCAGAUGAGCUCAACUCCAAGUGAUAAUCAGAAUGAAAGUAAACUCAUAAAACCUGAAUGUUCUUCUCCUCCAGCAAACACUUCUGUUGUAAGUGUGCAAAGAAAUAACGCCUUAAAUGUCAGCCCUGAUCUACCUGUUCAGGAGAAGGUGGUCAAAGCUGAUGAGGAUGAAGACUUGGACAAAGCAACCCUGGCAGAGAAGUUUUCCGAAACAAGGAAACUCUUUGAAAGAAACCUUAACAAGCAAGCCACUUUUGACAGGUCUUCCCCAACAAAGGAAGAGAAACCGAUCAGACUGGAGCGCAGACAUGGAUCUGUUGAUGUUGAGAGUUCUUCUUCAUCUGAUUUGAGCCCCAAUAUUAACUCCUCAAAGUUAACCAAGUCCUCAUCGGUGGAAAUCAGUCAGAUCAGUCAUCGGUCAACAUGUUCCUCCUCCUCUUCCUCCUCUCUAAAUGCUGGACCAAUUAGCAAGAGAUUGGAAAGUUUCCUUGCUGAUAGUGAUGGGGAAGAACUCAGGGACCUGUCCAAGACUGAUGAGAUUUUAUUUGAUACCACUGCUUCUUCAGUCACAUCGAACCACUCGACCUCACUGAAUGUUACAGGAGUAAAUAAUAAUAAUGAAGGGACCACAAAUGUUGCUGUGGAACAACCACUGGAAAAGACCCAAAGCCAGGACUGUGAAGAGAACACAGAAAGUCCUGUUAUUAAAGAAGACGCUGAAUCUAUUCAAAAUAACAAUGCGUUCCCAGACAGGAAGUCAUGGGACGUAGCGUGCACCAUGGCUGAGAAAACGCAAACUGAAAUGGUAAGAGCCGAGCUAGUGGUAUUGCAAAACGAGUCAUCUGAGAGUGAGGAAGAUACUGACCUAAAUGAUGAUGAUGUAUUUGAUGAUAUAAAACCCCUUGAUUCUCAGCCAUGUGUUAAUGUUGAUCAACAGAAGGUAGAGGAUCAUUUCAAAGCUGAAAAAGAGAUUGAUGACAAAAAAGAUGAUUUUGGCUCAGAUAUCCUUGAGAAGACCACAGAGGAAGCCACAGAUGAUGUGGAUAGUGAUGACGAGGAAGAAGGCAGCGAGUCUGAAGAACAGAGUGACAGGAAUAAAAACUUGCAGAGAUACCCCUCUGGGGCUUUUGGUAUAGAGAAUGCAGCUUUUGAUGAUGACCAAAAUACAGAAACUGAGCAGCCUUUAGCUGAUAACGAGAAAUUGAGGGCCGAGGAUGAGGAUUAUGAUUUGGGCAGCACUUAUGAUGAAGUACCUGGUCUCUCGGAGGAGGAAGAGCUACCUGUUAGAAAAGUCAUGUUUUCUACAGCUCCAAUAAAGGUAUACUCCACAUUUUCCAAUGAAGACUAUGACCGGCGUAAUGACGAGGUGGACCCGGUGGCAGCAUCUGCAGAGUAUGAACUGGAGAAGAGGGUGGAGAAAAUGGAUGUUUUCCCUGUGGAAAUCGAAAAAGGGGACUGUGGCCUUGGCAUCAGUAUCAUUGGAAUGGGGGUUGGUGCAGAUCAAGGCUUGGAGAAAUUGGGAAUUUUUGUAAAAACGAUUACAGAAGGAGGAGCAGCUCAAAGGGAUGGACGGAUUCAAGUCAAUGACCAAAUCGUGGAGGUAGACGGUACUAGUUUAGUUGGAGUGACACAACUCUUUGCAGCCACGGUACUGAAGAACACCAAAGGUACAGUCAGAUUUAAUAUUGGAAGAGAGAAGCCGGGAACACAGAGUGAAGUGGCACGUCUUAUCAGUGAAACCCUGGAGCAGGAAAGAUGUCAGCAGUACGACCAGCACUACUCUGAGGGUAGUACUGGGCAGGAAGAAGACUUUGACGACGAGGACGACGACGAUGAUGAUCUAGAGCCCCAGUUUCAUGGCAAUUCUGUGGAAGUUUUUGAUCUGCCAGAAAAUGAAGACAGUUUCUCAUUAGAUAUGGACACGUCACAGAUGGCAUUAAAGUUUAAAGAGCUGCAACUAAAGCAUGCUGUCACAAACGCCGAGGUGCUUCAGCUGAAAGAGAAGAUAAAAGCUGCUGAGGCUGAGAAACUGGAUUGGGAGACAAACCGGUCAAAAUAUCUGCAGUCUGUAGAGGAAAACAAGGAGAAGAUUAAGAAGUUGGAAACCUACUGGCUGGAGGCUCAGGCGCUGUGUAAAACUGUUAAUGAACAUCUGAAAGAAACUCAGGAGCAGUAUGAUACUCUGGAGAAGAAGUACACAAAGGCCAAGAAGUUACUGAAGGAAUUCCAGCUGAAAGAAAUAGACUUUCAAAAGAGGGAGGAAGAGCACCAAGAGCGCCUAAAAGAAAAGGACAGACGGCAUACCGAACAAAUGAAUUUGCUGCACAAAAGAAUUUCAGAUCUUGAGAGCAGACUCGGUGCGUAUGAGCAUUCUCUGCAGGUGGCCCCCCACAGUAAAGAUGGUGGUGAUAAUGAAAAUGGUGAGGAACAUGCAGGCGCAGCUGCAGAGGAGACCUCAGAAGAUCUGGAGACAGAGGGCUUUACACUUCUAGAAAGUUCUGUGUCUGAUUUUGAUGCGUGUGUGGGAGAAAUCCAACGCUUGGACACCAGCGCACACAAAGCCAAAGCUCAGCUUGCACUUAAAGUGAAACGCCAGCGGCCGUCCCGACACAAAAUCAAAGAGCCUUUGACUGCUGAAGGGAAAACCUCAUAUACCGAGGAGGAAGAUGCUGAAGAUGUGAUUCUGGUAGAAACAGUAAGCCCUUGUGAGAAAGUAAGAGAAGAGACAGAAGAGCGGCUGGUGUUGGCAGCUGCCCAGGAUGAUGAUCAAAGGACUGAAAAGCCUCGAGCUGAGAGUUUAGGUACUCUCUUGGAGUCAAUCCCCUCCAUUUCCACUUCCUCCUCCCCAGCACACAGGACUAACACUGAAACCAUUCUAACCUCCAGUCAGUCUCCCACUGAGGAAGGGCUAGCUCAGAGUUCCUCAGGUGGAUACACUAGGAAUACCAAAGUGAGAGAAUCUAAAGGCAAAGGCAAAGUCGCCAAAGAGGAGAAGAGAAGUGAAGACAAAACCACUGAUGCAAAUGAAGCCACUGGGAAGCACAGGAGGAGGUUUCCUGAUUUUGGGGGACUGCGAAAGUCUGGGGGAAAAGGCAAAAAACUGGACCGGGAUAGCCAGAGAGGAUCCUUGGACAGCCGUGGAUCUCGAGAAUUACUGGAUGAAGGUGGUAACCAGUCACUGUCUGACUCAGACUCUCCGGUCCCUACGUGUAUGCCCUUCUCCUGGUUUGGCGAGAGCCAUAAAGAAUCUGCUUCUAGCGGAAGCCUCAACUUUCCUCAUAGUGGCUCGGAGCUGUCUGCAGACCAAGAGAGAAGCAGAAACAAGAGUAGAAUUGUCAUAGAUGAUUCACACAGUUACAGCCCCUGCUCUGACCUGUCAGGGUUGGUGGCAGAGCCCUCCCUAUCGGGGCGCUCACACACAUUUACCUUCUCCUCCAAUGAGGCAUUGGAUGAAGAUGUCGCAACAAGCGGGAAACUAAACCAGUGGCACAGUCGGCCAGUGUCUGACUGGAGUGCUCAGCAGGUGUGUCAAUGGUUAAUUGGAAUGAAUAUGGAGCAAUACAUCACGGAGUUCACAGCAAAGAACAUUGAUGGACAGCAAUUAAUGCUACUGGAUAGUGACAGACUAAAGGCCUUGGGUGUUGUAAGCCAGACAGACAGAGCCACUAUUAAGAAGAAAAUCAAAGAAAUAAAAAAAGCACAAGAAAAACUGGAAAAACUUAAAGAAAAAAGUUCAAAAAAAGAAGUACAAAGAAAAACUGGCAAAGUGGCCGGAACAGUGGAAUCAAGCUGCUAAAACACGACACCACAAUCCUUUCCAGCCCAUGUGUUGUAUAUGUAAAUAGGUGUACAAUUAAAAUGAGAUGAUGGGAAAUCUAUAACAUAUUUAGAUUAUUUCUUAAUGCCUACUAGCAUCUAAAAUGAACGUCGCCUGAGGAUCAACAUUUUUAUUUAGCAUUUUUAUUAAAAAUAGCUACUAUAUUUGUAAUGAUUUCUUGAAGUGUAAUUUUUAGUGUAUAAGGUUGUGGAUAUUUUAUGCUGAACAGUUUCUCUCUCCAACAACCACUUAAUAAUAUAGUAUGUUUGUUUUGUGUUUAAACCCUCCACGCACAGCCAGUAAAAUGCAGGCUUUCUGACUUUUUGUAAGAAAAGAUGAUUCUUAUGUAUAGUUUUCUACUUGACAGCCUUGGUUGGUUAAAAGAGGGGGGGGGGGUAAAAUAGUUUUACUGUGCAGUUUCUGUCAGUAUCACUGUUCUGUAUGGCUGCUUUAGUUUCAAGCACUUACCAGCAAAUUUGUAUGCCUAUGGUUGUGUUUUUUUUUUCAUUUUUGAACAUUCCUAAAUUCUGAGUGCCUGUCUAAGUACUUCCUACCCGUAGUGUAUAAAAUGAGGCAGUUUGAGCUGGUGGUUGUGAAGCAAACAUAACCCACCUUUUCUAUGUACCCUUAUCACAUCAGUAGUUGAUGGUAAUGAAUGUACUGGUGAUUUUUACAUCUCUAAUGAUUGUAAGACUUUGUUAUUUUGUCUCAAGCUUGAUCCCUGAAGGGGCUGAGCUGUAGGUGAUGAGAUUAGUGCUGCUGGGCUGUCCCAGACCACUUGUGCCGGUAAACCAGAGAGGAGCCCUUGUACUCGGUGUCUGAUCAGUGCUGGUAAAGUUGCUGUCAACGGCCACAAUAGCUAAACAGGGCACUUCCUGGAAUGCUAUAAUGGGUUGCCAUGGUUGAUGUGUUUCAGGGGUGUGCCCUUCUUUCUCAAGUCUACAUCUACUUCCCUCUCUGCUGUCUUAAAUGGAUUGUUAAGGCACUUUAAAAAAAAUGGCAAACAUGUUAUGCUUGCCUGCUCUGUGCAAUGGUUUUACACAGAGCAACCCCGAUCGUCCUCUUCUUGGGUCGUUCCCCCUGGAGUGCCCCAUAGCAAGCCGUUUGCUCGAGGGACACUUGUGCACGACCGCUCCCUCCUGAGCCCUGCUCCCUCCUUACUGGGUCUGAGUUCCAUCAAUGGGAACCAAUGGCUCUGGGUCAGCUAUGUAUUUCGGGGGACGACGACUGCAUGCAGAUUUUUUACCUUGCUACAUAGAGUACAGGAGGGUUUAAAAAAAAAAUCUGCCUUUACAACCACUUUAAUGUCAGCCUAGUGCCGCAUUCAGUUUUUUUUUUUAGAAUGACCUGCUGAUCUUGACUAGAUGAACUUUUUCUCCCAGAUAAGUGACCAAGCUGUUAUAACAAUCCUCCUGUGAAGGAAAGUAUUUUAUUGUGUGCUGUUGAGAUGUUGUAAAUGUCUUUGGGGAAGAAUAGUAGGGGUCCUGUAUGGUUAGUAUGAGAGUUAGAAAUCUUUGAUCGUGUACAGAAUGUUGGCUGUUGAAUGGCGUCUUCUGGUGAAAAUGAAAAAAAUCUUCCAUGAACUGCAUCACCUUUCUUGUCUCUGCACUUGCUAAAUCCUAAUGGGAACUUCUAUUUCAAGAGUAAUGGUAAUCCACUUGUUGGACAGCAUUGUUUCCUCUCUUGGUAUUACUCUUCUGAUUUUAAAUAAUGGUACUAAUCUGUGGCACCAAGACCAGUCGUAUGUAUAUUUUUUGCUACUUAUUUGAGUCUGUUGGAUUAUAAUGAUUGGGAUGUUUUUUGUUUCCUACUCACUGUUGUAAUCUUACACACUGUGGGCUAGGAGGUAUUGGUCCAUUUGAUACAGAUUUUCCACCAGCUGCCUUUUCUCCUUUAAAGCGGGAGUAAACCCAUCAUUUUAAGUUUCCAAAAAAGUUACUGUCCUGGAAUGCCGGGAAUGUAAUUGUCACAUUGCUUGUACUCUAAACUGUCCAAUGGCUGGUGUCAUAACUGAUCACAUGGGCAGCACAAUGGCAGGUGAAGAAUAAACAGAGGCCAAGAUGGCCGCUUCCUUGGCUGAGACCGAUAGGAGGGUUUACUUCCACUUUAAGCUGUCUCUGAUAACACAAAUCUUUCUACGGUACAGAUGUCACGGCCUCUCCUCUUUGUCUUUGACGGGUCUAAUUUGUGGAGACAUGGCCAAGACGGAUCGCGUUUAUAGCAGAACUUUAUCUGAUGGGGUGAUAAACAACGUUUUUAAAGAAAGCUCUUGCUAUAUGGAGAGCCCCUUUAAGGAUUUAGUUGUAGUGCAUACAAUGUCAUCUGAACUUUUAUUUUAUUGUCCUCCUUAUGAAUUCUAUGUUUGGAGGUAAAUAAAACAUUGCUGUCUUUUCUGAGAUGGUACAGUGAGAACUUGUUGGCUAGCACAUUGAUACAAUGUUAAAGAAUCAGAGAAGAGGAGUUUGGAGGAUCACUGGGUCCAGCAGUCUACGGUGUGUCCGAUGGUGAAGAAUUGUAUUCAGAACGCACUUCUGCCACCUUCCAUUGUCUUGUGUCUUCAUUAACCACUACAGAACUUUUAGAUUGUAUUCCUAUAAACCUUCUACUGUGGAGAUAUCCGAGUAUAAAGCAUUGAUGCCGUAUGGAGAGACUGAAAUGUAGACUUUUUAUGUAGAGUACAAUUUUUGUAUUUUAUCGGAAAUGAUUUUGUACAACUAAUAGUAUAGACCUGCUAUGAAAAUCGUGUUGGGGACUGUACCAUUUAAAGAUCGUAGCUAUACACACAUUGUGAAUAAAGCUCUGAAUUCUUUCUGAAGAAAUGUCAUGGGAGAAAUGUUGGCUGCCGAUGAAGAGGUCUUUUGAAAUGCCUGAUUUAU
This is a messenger RNA of Rana temporaria (common frog), 7334 nucleotides long. RefSeq names its product neurabin-1-like. Gene Ontology annotation, molecular function: actin filament binding. Gene Ontology annotation, cellular component: postsynaptic density; dendrite; actin cytoskeleton. Gene Ontology annotation, biological process: neuron projection development; calcium-mediated signaling; actin filament organization. Bases 412 to 4437 code for a protein of 1341 amino acids. The transcript has 19 exons. Lineage: Eukaryota; Metazoa; Chordata; Amphibia; Anura; Ranidae. The record is from RefSeq and is a predicted model, not a curated record.